This is a messenger RNA of Bactrocera latifrons, 2327 nucleotides long. Its product is annotated as monocarboxylate transporter 12. Gene Ontology annotation, biological process: transmembrane transport; monocarboxylic acid transport. Bases 601 to 2037 code for a protein of 478 amino acids. The record is from RefSeq and is a predicted model, not a curated record. Lineage: Eukaryota; Metazoa; Arthropoda; Insecta; Diptera; Tephritidae. The transcript has 8 exons. Gene Ontology annotation, molecular function: monocarboxylic acid transmembrane transporter activity.
UCGUCGAURUUUGCAUAAAACACUAAUAUCAAAUUGCUAAAAGUUGAAAUGAAAUGCCCAAUUAACUCCCCAAAGAUUUACAAACUAGAUAAAUCUCAUUAUUGGAUAGUCUGGCAACCCAUUCUAAUGUUUAUUAUAUUUUUAGUACCAAAAAAGAAAUUUUAAGUGCUUCGGUCCCAGUGAGUGUAAACAAGUAAACGUUUUUGUUUAUUUAGUUACUGAAGGGGACAAUGCGUGAAUAAAAGAGCAGUGGCUAAAUACGAUUGAAUGCAAUAUUARAUGACAGUGCACAAAGUUGUAGUUACUUUUCAUACAGCUUUAUAUGCGCUAUUCAAAAUUGUUUACUCGCACACCGUGCUGUUAAGUGGAGAUUUAAUUCAAUUGUACAAAUGGCAUCUAGUGAUGAAAUAUAGUAUAWUCACGAUUUACAGCAUUCGGUUUGCGUAGCUAAAAGAGACUUAUGUACAUAUGUAUAUUCAUAUCUUAUCUAUGCAUCAAAUUAGCUUAUCAGUCGCUGUUUUCAUUAAUAAAAAAACACAAUUUUUAAACGCGCACAAAAAACGUAAAAUUUAGUCGUAUUGCUAUUACAAGCKCAUUAUCAUGGAUGCUGCACAGACGUAUGCAACUGUGCCAAACGGCGGCCGGGGAUGGGUUAUUGUAGGCGCUGUGGCAUUGAUAAAUAUGACAAAUCAAUAUAUACACUCUGUUUUCGGUUUGCUAUUCGGUGCUAAAUUAAAAAGUAUGCAGGAGCAAACUUUCACGGCAGCAUUAAUUUUAAAUUUAAGCAGUUUGACAUUGAAUUUUUCCGGUUUAUUUAUUGGACCGGCUAUAAAAACCUUUAAGCAGCGUAAUGUCGCAGCGGCUGGGAUUUUGUUUGUUUCGUUUGGUUUGCUGCUUUGUGCAUUCGCAACGGAAAGCUGGCACUUUAUUGUUGGCUACAGUUUAUUUGUUGGUCUUGGACUCGGUUUAAUAACACCAUCCACAUUUAUGGCUAUUAAUUCGUACUUUAGCACAAAACGUGGUCGCGCUGUGGGACUGUCUUUAGCCGGUUCUGGGGUCGGUCAGGUGACUGUACCGCAUGUAGUACGCUUACUUCUAGAUAACUAUGGUUUUCGAACCACUGUCUUUGCCAUGUCACUAUUUUCUUUAAUUGGCCUAAUUGGUGCUGCGUUGCUAAAACCACUAGAUCCUCCAAUGAGGCACAAUAAUCGUCAACAUGUGCGUCUAUUGUUAUCAAUAGAUGAUGAGAAAAACAAAACUGCACCACCACAAUACAAAGUAAAUGAAGUUGAAAACAAUAAAUUGAUGAACAAAGAACCGGCGAAUGCAAAUGUGAGUGCAUCUUCAGAGCAUUGCUGUAAUAAUGUGACCCAGCGAUUGGUGCAAGCUAUGGAUUUAGAAUUACUCAGAGAUACGACCUUCUGGAGUAUUAUUGUUGGCAUGGGCUUAGUGUACACAUCCACCAUACARUUCACUAUGUUGUUUCCGCAUUUCUUGCAGUAUUCAGUUGGACUUUCGUCCUUCAAUACAGCAACGUGCAUGUCUACGGUGGCUGGCGCCGAUAUUAUAUGUCGACUUUUAUUGCCCUGCAUCACUGACAAGUUGAAAAUACCCUAUCGUCUUGUAUUCCUAUUGGGAACGGUGGGUUUGCUUAUUUCACGUGCAGCCCUUGCCGAAUCUAUGGAUAUGACCACAAUCAUUGUGAUGUCAAUUUUUACUGGCAUGACCAAAUCGGCCACAGUGUUGAACAAUAAUCUAACAAUUUCCAGUCAUUGUCGACCAGAAAAACUACCAGGUGGCUUGGGUUUGAAUAUGAUCGCCAAAGCUGUGCUGGUUAUUACAGUUGGCCAACUGCUUGGUUGGAUACGUGAUUAUACACACUCUUACAUACUGUGUUUGCAUGCGCAAAAUAUUUUACUGUUGCUGGUUGUAUUGGUUUGGGCUCCAGAGCUUUUCUGCCAGUACCGGAAGAGUCAGARAGCAAGAAAGGCGGCAGCAGCAGAAAGAGAAGAAUACAACAAAAUGAGCGUAUGCUGAACAUCUAAAGUUGCCAAAGCACCGGGGAUGGACACAGUAUUACUUUUAUGGUUUUAAAAAAACCAUUUUGAAUUUAAUAAUUCAUUACUAUAAAUGCAUGUGUGCACCUAUUUAUAUAAGUAAAUGAAUUAAGGUAAAUUAACAUUUAUUGGAGAUUAAUGAAGUCUGCGAUAACUAGACUUUAUAUGUGAUAUUUUACAAUAUAAAAUUAUGCCAAUGCCCGCAAUUCAUAUAGUAUGAAUUGCAAGAUAUUUAUAAUUAUUGUACAUAUAAGUAUGCAAGACUAUUUU